GGCUUCGUUUACCAAAUUGGGUUUUCGCCGUUUAACACAGAUUUUGACUGAUCAUCUUGCUCUCUUUCUAGUUUCUACUUUGCGAGGGUUUCUCGCCCAUGGCGUCCUCCGCUUCUUCUUCGGCUCAUGGCGCUUCCAAGUUCCUCGGCGGCCUUCCUUCCCGUGGCUACUUUUCGUCCACCGUCCCCUCCUCAAAUCCGGGAAGUAUGCGAGUCUAUAUCUGUCUUCAUGAUACCUCACCACCAGAGGAUCAAGACAUAAAGACAAAUCAGCAGAAUAUACUUAUUAGAUCUUUAAUGCUUAAAAAUUCCAGUUCAAAGGAUGGAAAGGGAGUAGCUGCAGCUGACUCCUCCCGGAAGAGGGCUGGUGAAAAAAUUUCAGAUAGCAGAGCGAAGAGGGCCAGCGCACAAGUAUGUUCAACCAAAGGAGCAUCAAACAGUGAAGUACCGAGUAAGCAUCUCUAUAAUUUGACUGUAGAGAGGCUGCGUGCCCUUCUCAAGGCCAGAGGCCUUUCGCCCAAAGGAAAGAAGGACGAGCUGAUUUCCCGCCUGAGAAGCUCCGAUGUUUAAGCGACCACUAUGAGAGUGAAACAUCUGUACUCUGCAUGAGCAGGCAAACCAAAACAAGGAAGUUGUGGAUUACCGUUUCCUCAACAUGUAGUUAGAAGUAAAUUAUACUUGAACCGAAAGUUAGCCAUGGGUAUCUGUAUUCAUUUUGAUGAUGGGAAAACAUUCAUAGUUAAAUUAUAGAGAUAAAAUUGGAAAGUUCAUUUUUCUUCCAAAAUUGCUGAGAUUCUUCUGUACAAGACGUGAUCAUGAGAAUGUUCCAACAUCUCAUUCAUAGAAACUAAGACGAUGCUCGAGUUGAGUUUCGAGGUCUUUUACCAUCUUUUAGCAUCUGGGCGUCAUUUGACUAUUUUAUGAGAAAGUGUUCCAUUCA
Messenger RNA from Momordica charantia (bitter melon), 939 nucleotides. RefSeq names its product SAP domain-containing protein. Gene Ontology annotation, cellular component: Cul4-RING E3 ubiquitin ligase complex. Gene Ontology annotation, biological process: positive regulation of proteasomal ubiquitin-dependent protein catabolic process. The record is from RefSeq and is a predicted model, not a curated record. Lineage: Eukaryota; Viridiplantae; Streptophyta; Magnoliopsida; Cucurbitales; Cucurbitaceae.